This is a messenger RNA of Fusarium venenatum, 324 nucleotides long. NCBI's taxonomy places the organism in Eukaryota, Fungi, Ascomycota, Sordariomycetes, Hypocreales, Nectriaceae. The record is from RefSeq and is a predicted model, not a curated record.
AUGCCCAAGUAUCCCUUAACAGGCACUGGUACAAAUCUCAGGCUAGAGGCGUGGACUCUUGACAGUGAUGUCAGGCAGCUCAGCUCCAUCUCGUUGGGUCAUGCUCCAGGCGUUCUCUUGCGCCAUCUUCAGCACAAAAAGAAACUAGCGUUGCCUCCAGAAGAAGCAAUGGAAUGCGGGAAGAGGCCAGUUUCUUGGAUCCAAGGCGGAGGUGGACCUAGUCCCAGUUUUCUCGGAGGCCGCGAUAGACUUGUCUUCUCUUCUCUCGGUCCGGCGUUUAUUAGAAUGAGUAAAGAGACAAGUUCCCAAUACCAACGUCACUAA